This is a messenger RNA of Bolinopsis microptera, 7301 nucleotides long. Its product is annotated as epidermal growth factor receptor-like. Gene Ontology annotation, molecular function: transmembrane receptor protein tyrosine kinase activity; ATP binding. The coding region runs from base 18 to 5537 and encodes 1839 amino acids. Gene Ontology annotation, biological process: multicellular organism development; cell surface receptor protein tyrosine kinase signaling pathway; positive regulation of cell population proliferation. The transcript has 37 exons. The record is from RefSeq and is a predicted model, not a curated record. NCBI's taxonomy places the organism in Eukaryota, Metazoa, Ctenophora, Tentaculata, Lobata, Bolinopsidae. Gene Ontology annotation, cellular component: basal plasma membrane; plasma membrane; signaling receptor complex.
AGACAUGAAACAAUGAGAUGCAUUUCUGUUCAGUUAAAAUUAUAUUCUUCCCUCUAUUUCUCCUUCUUGUAACUCUCUGUGAAUCUGUCUAUUACAUUGACAGGACUGGUUCAACCUGCUUCAGUGCCAACGAUGACUCGUCAAGGUCAUUUUUCUCAAUAGAACUACAACAUCAUGAGACAAUCAGAGAACUUGAAAAAUUUACCGGAUGUGAAACAAUAAUCGGCAAUUUGAUAUUAAUGAACAUCAAGGAUCCUGAUGGAACAAAGUUACACUUUUUCAGCAGUGUCAAAAAGAUCACGGGUUACAUUGCUGUGAUAAAUUGUACUAUGCGAUACCUGCCAUUCCCCAACCUCCAUAUCAUAUCAGGACAGAACCUUAUCCCAAAACAAAAGAAACCAAGAUAUGCACUGUUUGUAACUUUGGUUAAUGAAACGUGGCGUGCAGGGCUUGACAACCUCAGAGAAGUUUCCAGUGGAGAUGUUUUGAUAGAGAAUAACAGCAAUAAUUUGACCGGUUACAGCGAUCUGAUCCUCUGGGAUGAUAUUAUGUCGGACAAUGCUACUGCUACUGUUACUCCUCUUGUUAACAAUACGGAUUUUAACUUGACGGAUUACACCUGUCAUCCUGACUGCAAGCAUCCCGGCCGGUGUUGGGGACCUGAACUUAUUAACUGUCAGCACUUGAGUAUGGAAGUGUGUCAGGACCAAUGUCCUGGAGGAAGAUGUUAUUUCGCAGACGACUCCCCAGACAUCCCCAUCUGCUGUCACAAGGAAUGCAGUGGAGGGUGCACUGGAAUGACCAACGCGGACUGCUUUGGUUGCAAGAACUUCGACGCUGCAGGACAAUGUGUCACGAACUGUCCACCACCCAAGAUUUACGACAGAGGCCAGUUCAAAAUGGUGGAUAACCCUGAUGUCCUCUACGGACUCGGCAACGAAUGUCUAGAAGAAUGCCCCAACCCGUUCUUGGUGGAGGAAGGGAACUGUGUUAAGAAGUGCUCAGACCACCUGAUGACGGAACACCACACCAACAAGUGUGUCCUCUGUCCUUCUGAAGGGUGCCCUAAACGGUGUGACGGGUUUACCAGCGUAUCCGAGCUGGGUAUAGGCAGAUGUAACGAGUACAAGCCUAAGAUGAAGAGGUGCUCUGCAGCCUUCAAGAACAAAUACCAGAACUGCACGAUCAUCGAGGGUAGCAUCGAUAUCGACUCAAAGUUCACGGAUAAGUUUGGAGAGAUGGCGAGUGACGCUCUGGAAGCGCUGAGUACAGUAGAGGAGAUAACUGGGUAUCUCAGCAUUCACACCAACAACCUCUUCUCUGACUUCAGCUUUCUCAGAAACCUAAAGAGGAUCAGGGGGAUCCACCUGAAGUCCUCCUACUCCUACGAGUCAUGUGAAGAUGAACAAGAGGGGUGCCGUGUCAACCUUCAAGCCGCCAUCACAGUUCAAGCGGUUGAUAUGUCGCAAGCUCAUAUCUCUAAGAAGCUGUUCCAAGACUAUGCGCUGACAGAAUUAAGACUGAAUUCCCUGGAGCUCAUUGAAAAUGGGAUGGUUAUCAUAUACGCCAACGGUAGUGCGUUGUGUUACCUGCCCGAGAAGGAAGCUCUGGCUGGGAUCAUGAAGAAACCAGACCUCAACCCUCAACUUGACAUUAUCAUCACUUACAACUCCUCAUAUUGUCGAGCACACGAGAAAUUGUGUCACGACACCUGUAUUGGGGGAUGCUGGGGAGUAGGACCUGAAAACUGUGUUCAGUGUAGCAGACUUUCCUUCGAAGGGAAGUGCCUCACCACUUGUAACGAUCCUGCUGUGGUUGGUCAGGGGAUUGCGCUUUAUGAGGAUGGAAAUAACUGCAAGAAAUGUCAUACGGAGUGCGAUCCUACUUCUAACUGUACUGGACCGGAGUCUAACCAAUGCUCGAGAUGUAGAAACUACAAGGACGGACCGUACUGUGUAGAUGAGUGCCCAGAUAUAAAGUACACUAAUGAACUGGAUACCUGUAUGGAAUGUCAUGAUAAAUGUACGAUGGAGCGAGGGUGUACGGGCCCCAACAGCUUCAUAGGUCCAGGGGGCUGCAACUUCUGUGAGGUUGUUAAACUGAUGGAGGAAACCUAUACUGAGAACAACACCAGAAGACUCUGGGGACAAUGCGAAGUGAAGUGCCCUGAAGAUCAAUACCCAGAUAACUUCAAACCUUACCCCAACCUACCCACACAUGACGGCGAUAGACCAAUCAGCGAGCGAGUCAAGGUCUGUACUCCGUGUCACAAGUUCUGCUCCUCAUGUCGCUCCUCCGGCUACUCAAUCCACGUGUGCACGUGCAAAUACGCACAGGACGGUGAGAACUGCGUGGGCCAGUGUCCCGCAGGCAAGUGGAGAUCCUUGGUGGAUAAAACGUGCAGACCCUGCGACGGACCUUGCCCUAAAAAUUGUGUAGGAAGUGACACAGUUCCUCUGAACAGCAGCAGUAUCGUUCAGUUCGCAAACUGUAACCUGGUCGAGGGUUCCGUUAUCAUUAACUUCCAAUCCUGGACCGGCCCAGACAAGAUUACCACAGCUGAUCUAGAGGCGUUAGACGAGAUUGUUACUAUCACUGGGCGUCUGAUAAUCAGAGAUUCACCCGACACCAACUUUACCAGUCUGGACAUGUUCCGUAGACUGGCAGAGGUUAAGGGAGAAGGAUCCCUCAGAAGGAGACGAAGGAGAGCAACGGACGACUAUGUGAUAGAGAUAGACAACAACACGGCCCUGGAAACAGCAGAAUUAGUGGCUCUCAAAAAGAUAGGAGGUCCCAUGAAGUUGAGCGGUAGUAACCUGUGUUAUGUGGAUCGGGUCGACUGGGGCUCCAGACUAGAUGGUUCAGUGGUUACUGUUGAUAUCUCCGAGUCAGCCUGUACAGAGAAGCCUUGUCACUCCGAGUGUGAUGAGACAGACGGAUGUCUGGGACCUGACAGUGAUAUGUGUAUCACGUGCAAUAACAAGGAGUUUGAAGGAGAUUGUAUCCCUACAUGUCAAGGGGCAUCUUACGAUGACGAAUCAGUGCAAUGUAAACCCUGCCACAAAAACUGUAACACUUGCACUGGUCCUGGUAACCACCAUUGUAUCGACUGUAAGCACAUGUUCGACGGGCCCGCGUGCGUGACCAGCUGUUCCAACGUGCACAGUUACGUGCGCAACCAGCGCUGUGAAGAGUGUGAUCCUGCCUGUGAGGGAGGUUGCGACGGGCCUGGUGCUCACAAGGGAGUAGGAGGCUGCACAACCUGCAAAUUAUUCGACAACACGAUCAACAAGGAGGACCAAAUGUGCGCGGAUCAAUGUCCCCCUAAAAGUUACAAGGACACAAUAAAGGGAGAGGAUGAUCAGUUCAUCACAGUUUGCGAGAAGUGUCACGGAGAAUGUGCUGCUUGUGAUCACUGGUCCGACUCAUCCUGCACGGAGUGCGUUCACGUAAAACAAGGUGACAGAUGUCAAGCCAAAUGUGACCUGGGCUACUACGAAGGUCCUGACAAGAAAUGUUUGGAAUGUCACGAGGAAUGUGCUUCCUGCAUAGGACCCGGGGAGACCAGCUGUACCUCGUGCAUGAACUUCGAGCUGCCCACUUCUGAGAUCAAACAGACUAGGACAUGUGUGGCUAAGUGCCCAGAACAGUACUCCAGAGCUCAGAAGGUAGUCACAACGAAUGAACUGCAACAUCUGCGAUGUGUAGAAGAAUGUGAAAAUGAUGGUAACACCCAAAGGGACGGAGAUUUCUGCAGUUGUAUUGAGGGCAGAGCCUGUCCCGGAAUGGCUCCACAGCAGAGUAGCACAGCAGUAGCAAUCGCAGUGGGAGUAGCGAUCGUCUUUAUCAUCGUCAUAGUGGGGAUCAUCUGUUGGAAACGAGCCAAACAAAACCAGAAGAAACGGAUGAACUUACUGAAACACGCUCAACAGAUGCAUGACAAUAUUAACCCUAUAUACGAGCCUGUAAUGCAGGAGGACACGGUUUAUCCGCUGAAUGACGGACAAUUACUAAUAGUUACGGAGGAUUCGCUUGAGAUUGGAGAAGUUUUAGGUAGCGGUGCGUUUGGUAAAGUGUAUGAAGGAAGAUGGCACCCAACAGAAACACUGAACACUGCUGAUGAUGUUGGACUCAGAGUUGCUAUCAAGAUACUCAAGGAUUCCGGAGAUCCUGAAAGCACUAGAGAGUUCUUCGAUGAAGCAGUUGUAAUGGGCAAACUGGAUCACAAACAUCUCGUUAGAAUCCUGUGUCUAUGCGCUGGUAAGAUGAUGCUGGUAACUCAACUAAUGCCUCUUGGAUCGCUACUUGAUUAUGUGAGAAAGUACAAAUCCUCGAUAACAUCGCACCACUUGUUGACAUACGGACUACAAAUAGCCCGGGGCAUGGCGUACUUGGAGGAAAACAACGUCGUUCACAGGGAUCUCGCUGCUAGGAACGUUCUGGUACAAACCCCGACUUUCGUGAAGAUCACUGAUUUCGGGUUGGCGAAGUGUUUGUCGAGUAAGAAGCAGAUGUUCACCAGUGAGGGAGGCAAGCUGCCCAUCAAAUGGCUUGCUAUCGAGAGUUUGAAGUAUCGUCAGUUCACGUCACGAAGUGACACUUGGAGUUACGGUGUUACCAUUUGGGAGGUGUUAGAAUUCGGACAGUUACCUUGGAGAACGAAACCCCCUGCCGAGCUCAUCAGAUCACUAGAGAUGGGGGAGCGGUUACCCAAACCCAAAACAUGUACACUGGAGGUUUACGCUCUCAUGCUCAGAUGUUGGGUGUUGGAGCCUACAGCUCGUCCUAACUUUGAGGAUCUGAUGUGCAGCAUGGAAGAGUUCCUGAAGGAGCCCAACAGAUUCGUACACACCCCUCACACUAACAGAGCCUCAACUGAGGGAUCGUUCCUGUCACCCCACGCGAGUGUGACGUCAGAAUACCGGGACAGCGGUAUCGUAGACGUUGACAGAAACUACGAGAACGACGACAGGGCAAUGGCGAUGCAGCGCGCGCUCUACGACGCCACUUCCUCCCUCCGGCCCCAAGAGAGCAGCCCGAACUACGAUCCGGCGCUAACAGCAGACCAAGACGAUGUGUUCUCGGAGAGUCCCAGCACGGCACGGAACAGCGUCAUAGAGAACAGACACGAUUACGUGCAGGAUUACUUGGUGCCCGAUCAGUACAGUGUGGACGAGGGAAAUGGCACAGACUCGAGCCAGGACCAAGGGUAUGUGAAGAUGGGGAACGGGAGUGACUACGCAGACCUCGAACAACAACCAGAGUACUCGAACGCAGACACUUUGUUAGAGGGAGAACUGACGCAGUCCCUUCUAGAACAUUCCAAACAAUCCAGCAAGAACAACAAGAACAAAUUCCCUUACAAUAGAUCACCCUCACCUCGCCCCGCCAAACACCUCAGUCCUAAACCACCGAGGAACGCUCAGAGCAGUCCCCGAGUUGGCCGGAUACGGGACGACGGCUACUCCAGUUUAAAGGAGCCAUUGUCCGACGUCAGCGUGCCCCUCACGGGCGAAGGCUCUACAGAGAACCUGUAACCGAGAUAAGGUGGACGGGACGUGGAAACUGUGUCCUUUUUGAUCAUCUGUCCAGUUUAGACCAUCCAAUCGGAGAUCGUCGUCAACCUGAGAUCUGAGAUAACGAUAUGUAUUGCGUGAUACGUCACGCAAUAAGCGUGAUACGUCACACCACGAGCAUGCUCUUUGCAGUGGCUGAGGUGCCUCAGAGGAUUGCUGCCGUUACUAUCGAGCAUUAUAAGUCAAAGUUGUUGCACUGAAGUGGUGGUAAACGUGAAAGAGUUAAAUUUAACGAGAGCGAACUUGACCGUUUCUUAUAUGUUUUAAACUUCUUGUCUAACGUUCAAUAUGUUUUAUUUCUCUUUGUGGACCAGUGGAAAGAAGUUGAUGAUAAUAAUACGUCGUCCAAAGAUUCGCCGACACAACUUUUCUUAUAAAAUCAAAAGACUUUAAUUAAUACAUUUAAACUUGAUAUUGUAACCAACUUAUUUUUAUCCGCCCCCGGACCGCAUUUGAAUUUUCCUUUAAUUUCAAAUCUAACUGUUCUCUCACACGAUCAUGUUUCCAUAUAAUAUAUUGUUAUUCCGUUUCAUGUUCACAGUUUUGUUGUUAUAAUAUCCUCUCUGUUAUUUUCCCCAUAGUAUUUGUCACAGAUGGUGUUGGUUGUAAUUACGAAACGGAGCAUCUAUUUAUUCUCAUGCUGUAAGUAAUAACUCAUUUUCUGUUAACUAUUAUAAUUACUUAAAGUAUUUUACCGUUGAUUAAUGAGUGCUCUGUUUCAGUCCAGUUGAGAAUUUACAUCCCCGUUAAUUAAUAAACUCGACUACAAUGGAGGAAUUGGUGAUAACUGGUUUAUUUGGGACAGCGACAGCCGAUUCGUUUUGAUUUCUAGAUUCUGCAAAAUGAUUGGUGAACAACUGUCGCUCACGAAAACAAACCAGCAUCAUAUACCCACCCGUAGUCAAGUCCAUAAAAGGCUUUAUUUUAAAUUAUUGUAAAUAUUGAAGGAGUCAGUGGAGAGAAAUUUUGUAAUGGAGGGUUGGGUUAGAGGCAUCAGCCUUCCACCUUACCUUCACCCUUUAUUUGGAACUCUUCUUUCAAGCAACUAAUAUUGCUACCCUAAUUAUAUAAUUAUGCAGUCACAAUAACUGAUCUUAGAGCAGCCGAAACUUGAAAGAAGGGUACCUUUUUUUUCUUGUAAUUUAUUUCUGGCAUAUCUUUUGAUAAUUGAAAUCUUUUCACCAUUUUGAUAUUCACUCCGAUUUUACUAGUGACCACGUAACGAAAGUAACUAGAAAGCAGGGCGUUACUUUGUAUCCAGGGCGUUACUAAGUAACCAGGGCAUAACUUAGUUACUUAGCUGUACCUAGUAACCAUCUAGAUGAUCGCGAGUGGAGUGACUAACUAUAAUUUGAUAUUUUUGUACAUACGUUUGGGUAAGACUGAGAAGCUCAAUGGUAAGCACAACUUGCCGAGAGUUUUAAGUCUAGGAUUAGGUGUACAGAUACUGUCGUGAUCCUUGAUUCAAAUUAUUUUAAACUUCGAUCAUCGAGUCUGCCAAUUUAUUAUCAUACCGGGAAUUGAAAGUGUUAAAUUAAUCGUUGUGAAUCAAAAGUAGUCUGAUUAAAUGUAACAAUCGAUAUUUUUGAUAUGGUCGUCACUAUAAAGUUGGUUCGAGACGUUUCACUAAUUUUAAGUUUCUGAGAUGUUUCUCUUAAAGUUAAUUUUUAUUUUGAUUUUUAUUGAAUUGCUAUUGCAAUAGUAAUUAUGUCAUUUACCAAAUAA